AUGCAGCAAGUAACUACAAAGACAGCGGAGGAAGCCCAUUACCUCCCCCGCCUACCAAACGAGAUCAUAUUGAUGAUAUUCGACAACCUAAUCGCAGACGCUGCGGCCGACUGCCAGCCCAUCACGUGGGAUAUUCAUCAAGGAAUGGAAUGGUCUACCAGACGCCGAUCUCAUACCGCAGUAACCUACCAUCCAGAACACCAAGAGCCCAGGGAGCUACUUUCCUCAAUGAAGCGCUUCAACAGUAUCCGACUCCCAUUACAUACCUGCUCAUGGAACAGGGCCCUGACUAUGAACAUCUUUCAUCCGUUUUACUAUCGCAGCAACCUCUUUCGAGUAUUCAGAGCCCCACCAUUAGGGGAUGAAAACUACAUGCAAUGUAAUAAGCAGACCGGUGUCUGGACAAACCCAAUACUCGACGUCUUCUGUCUUAGUAACAUCCCCGUCGACAGCCGCGAAACGCACAUGUGGCCGUUUUCGCGACCAAGCAGGCAUCAGACCUCCUUGCCCCGCCAGCUCAGCGUCACGACCAACGGAAUCCUCCGAGUUGUCCAAAACGUCAGAUUCGACUGGGCCAAGUCGGGUAUAAAGUUCCCAGAGGACCUGUCAGGCGCGCUCGAGUGGUGUCUCUCUCUUCCAAACGUCAAACGCAUCGACUUGGACAAGCACCCGAUGCAUCCUACCGCCGGCGUGCCCGGGUACUUGAGGACGGGACGCUUUCAGCUCGCGUCUGGCAAGUUUGGACCCGAGAAUCUUCACCUUGCCGGGCUACCGAAUCGGAUCACCUUUUCUCUGCAACGCCGUACGACGGACAAGGCCCCGUGGAAGGCGCUCCGGGAAAGGAGGGUCCCAGUUGUAAUUCGCGACCGGGCCUUUAGUGAGGAGCAAAGUCACGAGACUGAUCCGCUGGAGAUAUUCCUUGAUGAGAGUGAUGAGAUUUGCUUCCGGCUCUUUUUUCGGUAG
Molecule: messenger RNA, 963 nt
Organism: Colletotrichum godetiae
Lineage: Eukaryota; Fungi; Ascomycota; Sordariomycetes; Glomerellales; Glomerellaceae
Exons: 1
Coding region: 1-963 (320 amino acids)
Source: RefSeq, a predicted model, not a curated record